AUGGAGUUACUACACGUUUACAUUGCCGGCACGGCAUUCCUGGUCUUCGCCCUGGUGGCGUUGGUUCUUUUUGUCUCGUCUCAAAAGCUCAAGGUCGAUAUGGACCAUGGGCCAUUAGCCUAUGCGACUGUCUACGAUGCUACCCGUCGCCGUCUUCUCCGGGGAAGGGAGGAUAUGCUGGGCUUAGUGGCGGCGCAGUUAAAACACAAAGUUGAGAGCAAGGAAAUCAAGCCGGGAAAGGCCGUAUGGGUAGACAUUGGCGGUGGCACUGGUUACAACAUCGAAGCCAUGUCCGCUUUCGUACCUGUUAACAAGUUUUUCGAUCAAGUAUAUCUAGUGGAUCUUUCACCUUCUCUUUGCGAUGUGGCCCGUCAACGUUUCCAACGCCUUGGAUGGAAGAAUAUCACGGUUCUUUGCCAAGAUGCCCGAUCUUUCCAACUCCCAGAACGCCCGGUCGACCCACGGUCCAACAACUCUGCCACGAGCGAUCGGGCGGAUUUGAUUACCAUGAGCUACAGUCUUUCCAUGAUUCCAGACUACUACAGUGUGGUAGACUCCCUCACUUCGCGCCUAACAAAGACUGGUGUAUUGGGUGUCUGUGACUUCUAUGUGCAGAGCAUUGUCGAUGUUUCAUCUCGCAACUAUACUGGUGGCGCUUUCAACCGUCAUGUCAACUGGCUCGGUCGUAUCUUCUGGCGAGCUUGGUUUGACUUUGAUCGCGUUAGCUUGGAGGCUGCUCGUCGAGACUACCUGGAGUACAAAUUUGGAACUGUCAUUUCUGCAAGUGACCGCAACUAUCUGUUGGGCGGAAUUCCCUACUACAUCUUCGUUGGUUGUCCCAAGGAGAUCGCCUCCACUCCAUCCAGUCAAGAUGCUAUUGAGAAGCUUGAUGCCUCAUUCACCGAAUCUCCUUAUCUAUCCCCUGCCAACCACCAGGUCGAGAGGGACCAGGCUAUUGAAAGGAGCUCUCGGGAAGUUCGAUCAAAGGCCUACGAAAGCGCUGUUGUGAACCUCAGUGCCAACCUACCUCUUCCAUCUUCAUUCUACCAGAACCACCACUACCGAAUCCACUACAACGACAUGCUGCCCAAGCACACUCAGUUCCAAAACGAAUAUAUCUACGCCUUUACUUGGGAAGAUCCCCGUGUUGACCACCGACUCCUCAAUAUUGGCCCAGAUGAUGUGAUUCUGGCAAUUACCAGUGCUGGUGAUAAUAUUCUAGAUUAUCUCCAGAAGAACCCACGCCGCGUGCAUGCUGUCGAUCUGAACCCUAACCAAAACCAUCUUCUCGAGCUUAAGGUUGCUAGCUACCUGGCCCUGGGUCACCGCGAUAUGUGGAAGCUCUUUGCCGAGGGAAAACAUGCCCAGUUCCGCGAGCUGCUCAUUUCUAAAAUGAGUCCUCAUUUGUCUAGUCAGGCAUUUCAGUACUGGCUUGAGCAUAGCCACGUCUUCACCUCUACUUCUGGCCAAGGUCUAUAUGAGACCGGUGGCUCACGCCAUGCUAUUCGCAUGGUUCGCUACCUAUCAAAAUUCUUCGGGUUAGAGGGUGCGGUAAAGAAGAUGUGUGAAGCCCAGACUCUUGAUGAGCAACGAGCUAUCUGGCCUCGCGUUCGCAGACUUCUCUUGAGUAAGCCGCUUAACUGGGCCAUCGUGAGCACUGAGUGGUUUGCCUGGAAGGCUGCUGGUGUGCCUCGCAACCAACGCAACAUGAUUGUCGACGACUAUUUCCGUCGUAAUGGUUUGAACUCUGAUAUGAAGCAAAGCAAAGAUGUCAGUGGACAGUCUAUCUGGGAGUUCGUUGUCAACACACUUGACCCCGUGGCCAAGGAUACACUUCUCAGCAACGACAACUACUUCUACUAUCUCUGCUUACAGGGCAAAUUCUCGCGCCGCUGCCAUCCUACCUACCUCUCGCCCCAGGCACAUGUCAAGAUGUCCACACCAGGUGCCUUCGAUGGUCUUCGGAUCCAUACCGAUGAGAUUAACGAGGUGAUCAAUCGCAUUACCCCUGGUACAUUGACAAUCGCAGUGGUCAUGGACUCAAUGGAUUGGUUUGAUCCCGCUGAAGAUGCCGCUGCAGCUCAAGCUCGCCGUCUAAACCACGCUCUAAAGAAGGGCGGCCGUAUUCUCCUCCGCUCCGCCAGCAUCGAUCCCUGGUACAUCAAGCACUUCGAGGAAAAUGGUUUCACAGCCCGCCGGGUCGGUUCCCGAUUCCCAGGAACAUGCAUUGAUCGUGUCAACAUGUAUGCCUCUACUUGGAUCUGUACAAAGAACGAGGAUGUCAUUCGCCCCCAGUCCAGUCGCUCGAUGUCUGCUCUCUCUCUUGGAGACAGUGCCGUCGGUACAGCGAAACGGAGUACCAGCGUCGAGGACCUAAAGAUUUGA
This is a messenger RNA of Penicillium angulare, 2385 nucleotides long. Its product is annotated as class I SAM-dependent methyltransferase. NCBI's taxonomy places the organism in Eukaryota, Fungi, Ascomycota, Eurotiomycetes, Eurotiales, Aspergillaceae. The transcript has 9 exons. The record is from RefSeq and is a predicted model, not a curated record. The coding region runs from base 1 to 2385 and encodes 794 amino acids.